CUAACAAAAUCAUUAGAUGUAUACUUUUAGUAAAUGUUUCAGUUAAAUGUGACUCACUUAUCGAGAUUACUUUGGAGGGCCAAAGAAUUGUGUGUGCGUGUUUUAUUUGAAUUGUUUGCUACUGUUCACAAUCAGUGGAGAUCAUCAUCAUAAUUGAUCGUAAUGCUAAAUCAUCAAACAUUGGAUAAUAAUAAUGUUAAUAAGAACGGUAAGCAAAGAUUGAAUGACGAUGGCAACGGAGAACAGCAACCAUCAAUGCAGGUAGCAGAAAAAAUCUGUAAUAGCGGUGAUCAUUAUAAACAACAAUCAUCCGAUUCACUAUCAUUUUCAUCUGAAACAAGUGGAAAAAGAUCAUUAUUCAUUACAGCGUCCGAAUCUUUGAUCAAUCAACUCAUCAAGUUCAAUCAAUCAAUAAAAAUGAUGGGUUGUCUAUCCUGUUCCGAAUCUAAUCCACAAAUAGAACAGAGCAGAAAAAUUGAUAAAGAAUUAAAAGAAUGGAAUCGACAUGAGUCAAAGGUUAUAAAAAUGUUAUUGUUGGGCGCUGGUGAAAGUGGAAAAACAACCAUCAUUAAACAAAUGAAAAUUCUACACAUCAAAGGAUUUUCAACUGAAGAACGAUUGGAAAAAUUGCAAGAAAUCAAAGAGAAUGUCUUUGAAUCGAUCAAAGAACUUACCAGUAACAUGGAAUAUCUUGUUCCACCUAUUGAACUAGCAAAUCCGGUGAAUCAAGCUAGUCUCGAUUUCAUAAAAAAAUUAGACGCAACUCAAAUAAAAACUUAUGAUUAUCCUGAUGAAUUUUUCGAACACACUAAACGGCUAUGGUCUGAUUUAGGAAUUCAAGCCUGUUAUCUACGAUCAAAUGAAUUUUCUCUAAUUGAUUCUGCCAAAUAUUUUUUAGAUAUGAUCGACAAAAUUCGAGAUCCAAAUUAUGAACCAAGUGACCAAGAUAUUUUACAUAGUCGUAAAAGAACAAGUGAACUACAGAAAAUUGACUUCAAAGUUAAAGUUCCCAAACAAAACGGUGGUAAAAUGCAACCAUUUUGCAUGUAUGAUGUGGGUGGACAACGAGGCGAACGCAAAAAAUGGAUUCAAGUGUUCGUAGGUAUAAAAGCCAUUUUAUUUGUUGUCGAUUCAUCUGGAUUCGACACAAAAGUUCGUGAAGAUGGCAAAACAAACAGACUGGAAGAAAGCCUUGACUUAUUCAAAGUUGUUUGGAAUAAUUCUUAUUUAGAAAAAUCCGGAAUCAUUUUGUUCAUGAAUAAACAGGAUAUUCUCAAGGAAAAAAUUCAACGCGGUCACAGAAUAGAGAAUUAUUUUCCUGAAUAUAAAGAUUAUAAACCGACAAAGAAUAAAAUUAAUGAAAAAGAAUAUGAAUAUUUGAAGGCAAGGCAAUUUAUCCUAGAUAAAUUCCUCGAAGUUACCAAAGAUGGUAAACAUCGAUUUUUCUCUCAUUUCACAACGGCAACUGAUACAAAUAAUAUCAAAAAAGUAUUCAAUGAUGUGCAUUGUAUGUUUAUGGCCGACAAUUUUGAUUACAUAAUCUAGACUCAGUAAAUUGCAAUAUCAGAUCAAAUAAAAUCAUCAUUCUUGUAUAAAAUUA
Messenger RNA from Dermatophagoides pteronyssinus (European house dust mite), 1600 nucleotides. Its product is annotated as guanine nucleotide-binding protein G(s) subunit alpha-like. Gene Ontology annotation, biological process: adenylate cyclase-activating dopamine receptor signaling pathway; sensory perception of chemical stimulus. Gene Ontology annotation, molecular function: GTP binding; G-protein beta/gamma-subunit complex binding; GTPase activity. Gene Ontology annotation, cellular component: heterotrimeric G-protein complex; cytoplasm. Lineage: Eukaryota; Metazoa; Arthropoda; Arachnida; Sarcoptiformes; Pyroglyphidae. The record is from RefSeq and is a predicted model, not a curated record.